UCCCCUCCCCACGUUAUUAUCAGAUCAUUUCAUAGGUUCUCAUGCAGAGAAAGAGCAUAACGGUGUAAAAAAUGUGACUAAUACCUUGUUUUUCAUAUUACGGUAAAAGACAAAAAAAAAAGAAAAACAUUCAAUUAGCUGAGUACAAGAAUAUUUGAGCACGCUUGUUUUGUACCAUAUGUCGAAAUUCUUUUUGUCUGGUGGUGAAGCGGUUGCACUUCCUGUUGUGAUAUUUUUUUAACUUGACAAAGAUGUAGUCAUAGGAGGCUCAUACUGGACGAGUCCAUCCGACAAAGAACGAAGAGCUGUCGUGUGGCAUACAUUAUGCUUUGGUAUAUGUACAGUCUAUGGUGCCACCAAGCGACUAAAUAGGUAACUGUUUAUCUCAAUGAAAGCAAAGGCAGCGGGUUUGCCCUGAGGAGUCUCAAAAAAUGCACAAAUUAUAUAAAUGAGAAAAUGAAUGAAAUAAAGUCAUUUCUCAUUAGAUAUUAUUUUAGAUAAUUACAUAUUUUGUGAAGACAAAAUACUGGUGAUGGUUCAGCAUGUGAAGUAUUUCUUAUUAAAACAAUGUAACUUGGUCUAGUGUUCCCAUGGCAACAGGUGGUUGUUAUACAACCAGGCAUGACCCCAUCGGCAGAACAAUCAGAUGGAUUCCUGUUGUAAGUCGGUAAGGGGCCAGAAUUUUGUUUCUAACCUGGAAUAAUUCAGUUGGAAUAGAGUAAAAACAAUGCAAAACACUAAAACAGCUCAAGAGAGGUCGCAGUAUGGACAAAGGAUGAUUUUUACAGGUCCAGAUGGAGUUGGAGACUACAGGCCAAGAUCAAAUUACUUCCCCCUGUACAUCGGUGUGGGUGCUGCUUCUCCUGGGGCCACAAAAGAUCUGAAUUAUUUAUGGCGAGCUGCACCACACAGUCACCCACUCAGGGCCAGGCAGAGCUACGUGGGCGAGGUGGGCUGGGGAUGGCAAUACAACCAGCAGCUCAACAACGAUGCACUGCUCAGCAAUAUGCAAAUAAAGAAAACAGAGGCACGGGUGGCCCUGGAGGACCAAGUCACUCAGAAGUUUCAGGACCAGUAAGCUUUCAUUUAAACCCCUUCACCCUACCUCCAGAUUAUGUUUUUGUUUGUAUUCAGAAUAUUAUUCUGUUACAUAUGAGUGAUGUGUAAAAAAGGAGUGGAAAGAGCUCAACUUUGGACAGAAGCUGUAUUUAAAGUGAUCGUUUCCUCAUCCAUAAUGCAACACUGCCACUUUGGUUAGAACCUAGCGCCCCAAACUGUGGAUAAGACUUCCUGCAGAAUCGCCUGAUCACACCUGGAGCAAACACUACAGAAGAAUCAUUUGGUAGUUUUACAUGUCUGAUAACAAGAUUUCCACGAAUAAAUUAUUUAAUAUUUAAUUUCUCUAUAUUGGAAUAAAAAGUGUAUUAAAAUAUUUUAGAAUGAAUCUGUGGUUCAUCAGUAGAUUUUUAAAUGAUGGCUUAUAUGUAGUUUGAAUUAAAGAAGUAUUUACUUUAUCUAACCAGCAAUAAAGAUUUAAUGUAAAAUGUUCAGUGGUUUUACUCUUGAGUAUUGGUUAUUUUAACCACUUUGAACCCAUUUAUAUUUUUCUUUUUUUGCUGUCAACUUUUAAUUUGAAAAGCAGAGGUGUGGACUUGAGUCACAUGACUUGGACUCGAGUCAGACACGAGUCAUUAUUUUAAUGACUUCUGACUUGACUUGAUAAAAUUUAUAGACUUACAACUUGACUCAGACUUGAACGCCAAUGACUUGCGGCUUGAAUCAACUUGCAUUUGUUGAC
Molecule: messenger RNA, 1798 nt
Organism: Nothobranchius furzeri (turquoise killifish)
Lineage: Eukaryota; Metazoa; Chordata; Actinopteri; Cyprinodontiformes; Nothobranchiidae
Product: protein SPMIP2
Source: RefSeq, a predicted model, not a curated record